AAUUUAUCCCUUAACUGUUGGUUGUCGUUACACAGUGCCCCGUUUUAUUUCGCAACGUACGCGAAUAUAUAUACGCGAAGGGACUCGAACGUUUCGACUCCACCUCGCGGCAACUCACGAACUAACAGUUUAACGGUUUUUUGCGACGUUUAAACCUAUUCGCUCGCUCCGUGAUAUUUAUCGUCGUACCGGUCGUCGAAAUUAACGGCUGAGUGAAAAAACGGUAGUGUCGGACAUUGGCGUGUACAUGUGUUGUGCCUUCGAACGACAGGAUACACGGAUACCGGCUGUCUUUGGAUAUAGUUCGGUACUGCUGUCGUCCUCCCGGUCCCGUAUCACGGAUUCGUGCUACUGCAUUGCACAAUCGACCGAUAAAUCGACAGACGUGCUUUCUAUCUACGAUUACUAUCGGUGCUUACGAAGAUGAUGAUCAUGAUGAUCAUGAUGAUGGUGAUUUAAGAGUGUCGUGCAGUGGUAUUGUGCAAUGACCGAGAGGCAAACGGCGCACCGGUGUACGUUAUAGGAUCUUAAAUGUACCAAUUAGGUACGUACACACGAUUUUAACAUACGAUGCACACUGAUGCGCUCCACUAAUACAGACACGGACGAGACGUCGUGGUGUUUGUUGGACAAUUCGGCGCCGCGGGGCCCGCCCGAUGUGCCUCCGCGUAAUCCUACAAUGAGUCGCGUCAACGGAAGAUUGCCAGGAAGUCACGCAGCCAGCGACCACGAGCGUGAUCCCGACCUCCAGCCAUCCUGCCUCGUACGCACCUCAUCCGGCGGCUUUUACAGUAUACCAAAGAUACCGAAGAAUGAGUACAACAACAAGAAUCAGUCCACGGGGAAUAGUCCGAUAAAGGUCGAGCUGCAGAACAACAUGGACAGGGUACCUCUGCCGUACGGCCACGCGUCUUCGAUGAUCCCAAUGAGGAGGCAAAGCAUUCGUUGCCAUUUCGUGAAAGGGGUCGACUGGUGCAGCUGGAAAUUGAUCGCUAUGAUACUGCUUAUGGUCUCGCUGUGCAUAACGGCGGCCCUAGCCUACGUCGUGGUCUCGAGCAUAGUGAACCGAUCCUACCAGGGCACGAAAGCGUGCGCGGUACUGGUUAGCGAGAGCACGGACACGAAAGCGUUGUCCUCGGACGGGAACAAGACCUCUUCGUCGGCGAGCGCCUCGUCCUCGCAGUCGAGCGGUCGAACACGGCAACAGGCAUCCUCUGGAGAGUUAUGCGAUUUGGAUUGCGGUCCCCACGGGCAUUGCGUGGACAACGCUUGCGACUGUUUGCCCGGAUGGUCGGGCGAGCUGUGCAAUUUGAAGCAAUGCGAUCCACGAUGCAACGAGCACGGCCAAUGUAAGAACGGUACUUGCUUGUGCGUGACCGGUUGGAACGGAAAACACUGCACCAUGGAAGGUUGCCCAAAUUCCUGUUCCGGGCACGGACAAUGCAGAGUCAGCAACGAUGGCCAGUGGGAGUGCAGGUGUUACGAUGGUUGGGAUGGCAAAGAUUGCAACGUGCUCCUCGAACAGAACUGCAACGACGGAAGAGACAACGACAAAGACGGUCUCAUCGAUUGCGCGGAUCCGGAAUGUUGCUCGAAUCAUAUAUGCCGUAGCAGCCAGCUUUGCGUGUCAGCACCGAAGCCGAUCGAUAUACUUCUGCGAAAGCAGCCGCCGGCCAUCACCGCUUCCUUCUUCGAGAGGAUGAAAUUUUUAAUCGACGAGGGUAGCCUGCAGAACUACGCUCGCCAGGAGACCUUCAACGAGAGCCGAUCGGCCGUUGUCCGUGGUCGCGUUGUCACGCAUCUUGGCACCGGUCUGAUGGGAGUGCGAGUCAGUACCAGCACACCCCUGGAAGGCUUCACCCUGACGAGAGACGACGGCUGGUUCGAUCUCCUAGUGAACGGUGGUGGUGCGGUCACUCUCCAGUUCGGCAGGUCGCCCUUUAAGCCGCAGAGCCACAUAGUUUUCGUCCCAUGGAACGAGGUUGUAAUUAUCGACAAAAUCGUGAUGAGCACCGCUGAAGAAAAGCAACCUAACCACGUUCCACACGCUUGCGCGGCUCAUGAUUACGAUCUGAUGAAGCCAGUUGUUCUGGCGACGUGGAAGCACGGUUUCCAGGGUGCCUGUCCCGACAAGAGCGCCAUUUUGGCCGAGUCCCAAGUCAUACAAGAAAGCCUGCAAAUACCUGGCACAGGAUUGAAUCUUGUUUACCACAGCUCCAGAGCGGCCGGCUAUCUAUCCACGAUACAAUUGCAAUUGACACCGGAAGUCAUACCGCCUACUCUAAAUCUAAUCCAUUUGAGAAUUACAAUCGAGGGUAUCCUAUUCGAGAAAACGUUCGAGGCGGAUCCAGUGAUAAAAUUCACUUACGCGUGGAAUCGAUUGAACGUCUAUAGGCAACGCGUUUACGGUGUCACCACGGCUAUGGUGAAAGUUGGAUACGAGUACAACGACUGCAAGGACAUCAUCUGGGACGUGCAGACGACGAAACUUAGCGGUCACGAUAUGUCCAUUUCCGAAGUUGGGGGAUGGAAUUUGGAUAUUCACCAUAGAUAUAAUUUCCAUGAAGGUAUAUUGCAAAAAGGAGACGGUUCGAAUAUCUAUCUGAAACAGAAACCCAGGGUUAUUCUGACGACAAUGGGAGAUGGACAUCAGAGGCCAUUGGACUGUUACGAUUGCGACGGGCAAGCUUCCAAACAACGACUUCUUGCGCCCGUUGCUCUCGCUACUGCUCCUGAUGGUUCCAUUUUUGUCGGUGAUUUUAAUCUUGUGAGAAAGAUCCUCGUCGAUGGAACUGUUAGGACUGUUGUCAGGCUCAAUGCAACAAGAGUCUCUUACCGCUAUCACAUAGCUCUCAGUCCAUUGGACGGUUCCCUCUACAUUUCUGACCCGGAAUCCCAUCAAAUUAUCCGAGUCCGCGAUACCAACGAUUACUCUGACCCUGAUCACAACUGGGAAACGGUAGUUGGAUCCGGAGAGCGCUGUCUUCCUGGUGAUGAAGCCCAUUGCGGAGACGGCGCUCUCGCUAGAGAUGCCAAACUGGCCUAUCCCAAAGGAGUAGCUGUAUCCGCCGACAAUGUACUGUAUUUCGCAGACGGAACUAACAUCAGAAUGGUCGACAGAGAUGGUAUCAUCACCACCGUGAUCGGCAAUCACAUGCACAAAUCGCAUUGGAAACCCAUCCCUUGCGAGGGUACCCUGAACGUGGAAGAAGUUCAUCUUCGUUGGCCUACGGAAUUAGCGAUCAAUCCUCUGGACAACUCGUUGCAUAUGAUCGAUGAUCACAUGGUACUUCAACUGGCUCCAGACGGUCGUGUCAAAGUUGUUGCUGGACGCCCACUACACUGUGCAUCGCCAUCUUCCUCGUUCGACACGGAGCUCGCGACGCAUGCAACUCUGGUCAUGCCUCAGAGUAUCGCGUUCGGCCCAUCUGGAAAUCUGUAUAUCGCGGAAAGUGACUCUCAAAGAAUUAAUCGCGUGAGAGUGAUCGGUACAGAUGGCAAGAUCUCACCAUACGCAGGUGCAGAAUCGAAGUGCAAUUGCUUGGAACGUGGUUGCGAUUGUUUCGAAGCCGAUCACUAUCUCGCAUCUACCUCCAAAUUCAACACGAUAUCCGCAGUAGCUGUAUCCCCUGACGGUGUUGUACAUAUCGGUGACCAAGCGAACUACAGGAUUCGAUCUGUAAUGGCGAGCAUUCCAGACGCCAGUGGUGCAAGGGAAUAUGAAAUUUACUCACCGGAUACCCAAGAGAUUUACGUAUUCAACAGAUUCGGCCAACACGUGGCUACUAAAAACAUUCUCACCGGUGAAGCUGUUUAUCAAUUCACGUACAAUGUCAAUACCAGCAAUGGAAAACUCAGUACUGUCACAGAUGCAGCCGGUAAUAAAGUGUUCUUGUUAAGAGAUUACAGUAGUCAAGUGAAUUCCAUCGAGAAUACCAAAGGACAGAAGUGCAGGCUUAGGAUGUCCAGGAUGAAAAUGUUGCACGAGCUAAGCACCCCGGAUAAUUAUAACGUCACGUUCGAUUACCAUGGACCGACUGGUUUGCUGAAAACCAAAUUGGAUAGUACAGGCAGGAGUUACGUUUAUAAUUAUGAUGAAUUUGGCAGACUUACUACUGCUGUAACGCCUACAGGAAAGGUGAUCAGUUUGACCUUUGAUCUGAGUUUGAAAGGUGCAGUGGUGAAGGUAGGACAGAAUAAUAGAAAACCUAUCUCGAUGCUGAUCAAGGGAUCUUCCGUUGUGACGAAAAUUGGAGAAGCUGAACAGAGAACAACUGUGCUUCCUGAUGGUUCCGUGGGUCAGGUCACGCCAUGGGCUCAUACGGUUAGCACCGAUACCUUACCAUAUUCCGUGUUGGCCGAAAUCGAGCCGCUAUUGGGCGAGAGUUAUCCAGUACCUGCUAAACAGAAAACGGAAAUCGCUGGAGAUUUGGCAAAUAGAUUCGAAUGGCGAUACUUCCUGCGGAAACUUCAAGGUAACAAGAAUAGAGGUAAUUCGAAGUCCGUGGCUCAAGUUGGUAGAAAGCUUCGUGUCAAUGGAGAUGUUCUACUAUCUCUCGAGUACGAUAGGGAGACUAAUAGCGUGGCCGUGUUCAUGGAGGAUAUAGAGUUUCUAAAUGUCACUUAUGAUAAAACGGCAAGACCGGUUAAAUGGGGACCGAGAAAUGGUAUCUUCUCCGGUGUAGAACUCGAAUACGAUCGGUUUAGUAGAUUAACUAGUUGGACUUGGGGUGACAUCAGCGAAACCUAUGGUUUCGAUAGGGCUGGAAGAUUGUACGAAAUCAAAUAUAGCGAUGGCACAUCGAUGGUGUAUGCAUUCAAGGAUAUGUUCAGUAGUCUUCCGCUGAAAGUAACCACGCCAAGAGGAAGCGAUUAUUUAUUGCAGUACGAUGAAGCUGGGGCAUUGCAAUCGUUAACUACUCCAAGAGGUCAUAUUCACGCCUUCUCGUUACAAACCUCUUUAGGAUUCUACAAAUAUCAAUAUUACUCACCAAUGAACAGGCAUCCGUAUGAAAUUUUGUACAACGAUGAUGGACAGAUUUUAGCGAAGGUGUAUCCUCAUCAAAGUGGCAAGGUUGCUUAUGUUUAUGAUCAUACUGGAAAAUUGGAGACCACUCUUGCUGGACUAUCUUCGAUACACUACACCUAUCAAGAAACCACAAGUCUAGUCCACAGCAUCGAUAUCAAUGAACCAAAUUUCGAAAUGCGUAUUGAAUAUAAAUAUCAUGCAGGAAUUGUCAAAGAUGAGAAGAUUAAAUUCGGUAGUAAGAGUGGUUUGGAUAACGCGCGUUACCGCUACCAAUACGAUGGUAACGCUCGAAUAUCGGGUAUCGAGGUUGAUAUCAAUGGCAAACAGCUUCCUCAAUUACGGUUAAAAUACAAUCAAAACCUUGGAAUAUUAGAAGGCGUAGGAGAUCUCAGAAUAUAUAGAAAUCUGUUCAACAGAUCUGUAAUGCAAGAUAGUAGCAAACAAUUCUUCACUGUCACUGAUUACGACGAACAUGGCCGAGUUAAGGCAGUUUUAAUGAACAUUCGAUCGUUGGACGUGUUCCGUAUGGAACUUGAAUAUGAUAAUAGAAAUCGUAUAAAGAUGAGAAAACUCUCUAUUGGAAAAGAUGCCAUGGAAAAGAAGGAAUGGACCAAGAUGGAGAAGAUAACGUACAAUGCUGAUGGACAUGUAUUGGAAGUAGCAGAUACGGAAAAUAAUUGGCAAUACGCGUAUGAUGAAAAUGGUAACGUGAUAGGUGUCACGGAGCAUAAUGAAAAAAUCGCAUUGGGAUAUGAUAGUGGGGAUCGUGUUGUUCAAUAUGGCGACGUCGAAUUUAAUUCUUACGAUGGACGGGGCUUCGUCGUUAUUCGAGGAGAGCACAAAUACAGAUACAACUCACGUGGCCAGUUGAUUCAUGCAUCAGAACACAAGAAAUUCCAGAUAUGGUAUUUCUAUGAUGAUCGUGGUCGAUUAGUAGCUUGGAAUGAUGAUCGCGAAAAUAUUACGCAAUUUUUCUACGCGAACCCGAAGACGCCGGAUCUGAUCACACAUAUUCACUUCCCCAAGUCCUCGAAAACAUUCCGGUUCCUCUACGAUUCCCGCAAUUUCCUCAUGACAGUAGAAACGUCUGAGCAAAGGUUCUACGUGGCAACUGAUCAAAAUGGCUCCCCUUUGGCGCUGUUCGACACUAAUGGAAAUCUGAUCAAGGAAAUGAGACGUACACCAUUUGGAAAGAUAAUCAAAGAUACCAAUCCAGAUUUCUAUCUUCCUAUCGAUUUCCACGGUGGUCUUCUCGAUCCGAAUACAAAAUUAGUCUACUUAAAUAAAAGACUAUACGAUCCGACCGUUGGACAAUGGAUGACACCUGCGUGGGAACAAAUGGCAAACGAGCUCACCACUCCAACGGAUAUUUUCAUCUAUCGUUUCCGUAACAACGAUCCCAUCAAUUUUAAACAAAACGUCGAGUACAUGACCGAUUUAAGUAGCUGGUUGAAACUUUAUGGUUACGAUAUUUCCGCGAUGUUAGGUUCCGAAUACAUGAAACAAAUGGUGUACCAACCUAGUGCUAUAGUUACGUCGCCACAAUUGACGCCAGACUUCGGUGUUAUGUCAGGUUUACAGUGCAUCGUCAAUCGUGUACACGAAAAAUUUUCCGAUUUAGGAUUCGUCCCCAAACCCUUACUCAAAUUAGAACCAAAGACGAGAAAUCUUCUUCCUCGCGUAGCCCAUCGUCGCGCUGUAUUUGGAGAAGGUAUACUGGUGUCUCGUGUCGGUGGACGAGCACUCGUUAGUGUAGUAGAUGGAGUGAAUAGUGUCGUCCAGGAUGUAGUGACAUCUGUGUUCAACAAUUCGUAUUUCCUGCCGUUGCAUUUUAGCGUCCAUGACCAGGAUGUGUUCUACUUUGUAAAGGACAACGCGUUGAAGAUUCGUGACGAUAUGGAAGAACUUCGUCGUCUAGGUGGGAUGUUUAACGUUUCUACUCAUGAAACUACAGAACAUGGCUCUGGUACUUGGAAAGAAUUGAGGUUACACAAUCCGGACGCCGCUGUUGUGAUUAAGUACGGAGCGGAUCCUGAACAAGAAAGGCAUAGAAUAUUAAAACACGCUCACAAAAGAGCAGUGGAAAGAGCCUGGGAAAUUGAGAAGCAGCUCGUAAUGGCUGGUUUCCAAGGUAGAGGUGAUUGGUCGAAAGAAGAAAAGGAUGAACUAAUUAGUCGAGGUACGGUAAGCGGUUACGAGGGCGUCGAUAUUCACAGUGUACACAGAUAUCCACAAUUAGCCGAUGAUCCUGGUAACGUAGCGUUCACCAGAGAUACAAAAAGAAAACGACGGAAGAGUGGGAACAGGCGUAAUAGGAUUCACAGGCAUGACUCGUGAUUCGAGGAUGUGACGCGGGAUCGUAACGCUAUUUGGGACUUGAUUCAUGCACCUACGUGAAUCGCGCCGCGAACAAACAUACCGAAAGAACAAUGAAGAGAGACAAGACUAACGUUCGUUCCAUCGAGCCGAUUAUAAAAAGAAAAAAAAGGAAAGGUUCAUCGAGAUAGCGAUAUACGUGCCGUCUAACCUCUUUUCUCCCCGAUCGUUCUCUCUGUUCUCUUACCGCACUCGUGAUCAAGAUGGUGGACAAGAAUGAAAAUAAUAGAAAUGUAUUCUUUCGAUCAACCGCUUGAGAAUCAUAUGGUGAUGCUGUCCGUUUUUUUUAUUUUGUGUGUAGCAAAUCCCGCUCGGUGUGCCAUAAUAGCGUUGCUUGUGAUUCAAUCGUGUUCAUAAUUUUUUUUUUGUCGACAGCACGAUCGAAGAUGUUUGUUCGGCGACAGUAUAUAUAUAUAUAUGUAUAUACGUUUGUGGAAAAAUCGUGAUCCGUGAAGAAGAUUGAGCUAGUCACGAGAAAAAAAAGAAAAAGAAAAAGCUUGUUAUGUGGUGAUUAGUUUAUAUUCAUAAUCAAAGAAAAUGAUACUUAUUCGCAAUUGACGUGUUAAGACAUUGAAGUAAGUGCAUGAACGUUCAAGGUGCCGUCCGUGAAUAAUGAAAUUUGAGAUAAAAAAGAAAGGACAUACGAAAUAAAAGGAAGAAAAUAGAGGGCGAGUGCGUGAAAGAGAGAGGAGAGAAGAUACUCCUGUUCUUUCAGAGUGAUCGAUCGAUCCGGAGCUUGGUGUAUUCAUGCAACAGGGUCUAAUGAGACGUGCACGUAGGCACGAACGGGACGCUUCGAUCCCGACGUAUCCGGGGCGUUUUCGUUCUUAUAGAAAGGGAUUAUAUUUAUGCAGAUACUAUGAUACUUUCGCGAUAUCGCCUAUAAAUCGUCGCGGAACAUGCGAACGAACGAAACAAGAUGAUAAAUGCAAAAGAAACAAAAAAAAGAGAUACGUCGACACAAAUAUACAGCAAAUAUUUUUAACAUGACGCAAGUGGUGUGCUAGUGCGAGAUGUGCGAUUGUAAAUAUAGCUACUAUCGUAAUGUGUAGAUAAUAUAUAAUAUAUGUAUAUAUAUAUACAUAUAUAUUUAUAUAUAUGUAUAUAUAUAUAUAUAUAUAUAUAUAUGAUUGAACCGGUAAACUUAAGUGAAAACUGUCGAUAAUGCUUUUAUAUAUGUAUACUACAUGACACACGACUCGCGAAAUAAACGCGCGCGUGUGUAUGUACCGAACACGCGACAUACACACGGAAAAUAUACACAUAUAUACGAACAACACGCGAGACACCUAUACUCACUAUAUAUAGAAAAAGAUAUAGACAAAUUGAUCAAGCAGUAUAUUUUUUUCUUUUUUAAGAAAAUUUGAAAUAUGAUAAUUUUUCUUUAAGAAGAAAAAGAUAAAAAUAUAUCGAAUUGAAAUUGGAUUAAUAGAUUUAUAUAUGCGAUUCACGCAAAAAAAUGCAAAAAAGAUACGUAUCCGUAAAACACAUCCGCCUGGAAGAAUCGGUAAAAAAAAAUAAGUAAUCACAUCCGAUUUUUUUAGAUCGAAAAAAUAAAAUUGGAACUAUCGAUUAUAUUAUCAUUAAAAAUGAGAGGGAAAACGUGUAAAUAAAUAGAUUUGAUAGAUAUGAAAACAUUUACGUGUCAUACUAAAGCUAUAAUAAUUCGGCGUGGAAUUCGUUAUCGUGUAUUUUAUGUCUCGUGUCAGUACCUCGCGUGAUCUGGUAGCAAUGACAACGUGAUGUAACGGGACGAGCAAUAGAUGAGCAAAAAAAAUGUCAUGACGAGAUCCGUCAAAAUAAUGUCCAGGUGGAAUAAUAAUAAUAUGAUAACGAUAAUAAUAAUAAUAAUAAUAAUAACAAUAAUAAUAAUAAUAAUAAUAAUAUAAUAUUAUAAUAAUAAUAUAAUAAUAAUAAUAAUAAUAAUAUUAA
Apis laboriosa (Himalayan honeybee) is the source of this 9337-nucleotide messenger RNA. It is a transcript of the gene Ten-m, whose product is annotated as teneurin-m. Gene Ontology annotation, biological process: motor neuron axon guidance. The transcript is spliced from 13 exons. Lineage: Eukaryota; Metazoa; Arthropoda; Insecta; Hymenoptera; Apidae. The record is from RefSeq and is a predicted model, not a curated record. The coding region runs from base 581 to 7366 and encodes 2261 amino acids.